This is a messenger RNA of Myxocyprinus asiaticus (Chinese sucker), 1906 nucleotides long. Its product is annotated as gamma-aminobutyric acid receptor-associated protein. The coding region runs from base 124 to 477 and encodes 117 amino acids. Gene Ontology annotation, molecular function: GABA receptor binding; ubiquitin protein ligase binding. The transcript is spliced from 4 exons. Gene Ontology annotation, biological process: cellular response to nitrogen starvation; autophagosome assembly; autophagy of mitochondrion. Lineage: Eukaryota; Metazoa; Chordata; Actinopteri; Cypriniformes; Catostomidae. Gene Ontology annotation, cellular component: autophagosome membrane; cytosol; autophagosome. The record is from RefSeq and is a predicted model, not a curated record.
UGGUAUUAAUGCGCGGCAGAAGGGGAAAACACAGCUGUGCGCGUGCAACCAUCAGCUUACUCGGAGAGUACAUUGUGCGGAUAAGACGAAUUUACCGUGUAUUUUCGGCUUCAUCAAACAAGCAUGAAGUUCCAAUACAAAGAAGAGCAUCCCUUUGAAAAGCGACGGUCAGAGGGAGAGAAGAUCAGGAAGAAAUACCCAGACAGGGUUCCUGUAAUUGUGGAAAAAGCUCCUAAAGCCAGAAUAGGGGACCUAGACAAGAAGAAAUAUCUUGUCCCUUCUGAUCUGACAGUGGGCCAGUUUUACUUUCUCAUCCGAAAACGAAUUCACCUGAGAGCUGAGGAUGCACUCUUCUUCUUCGUAAACAAUGUCAUUCCCCCUACCUCUGCCACCAUGGGCCAGCUAUACCAGGAGCAUCAUGAAGAAGAUUUCUUCCUUUACAUUGCCUACAGUGACGAAAGUGUGUACGGAGAAUAGAGCCAAAGGGAAAUAACCCCCCCCCCCUUAAAACAAUAUAUAGGCAUCUCAUAGCGUUCUCAGAACUGAAGUAUCAGAUGCACUUUUGCAUUUAUUUUAUCAUAUCCUUUAAUGUUUUUUUUCCCCCUUUAGUCUGACAUUCAGUUCUGGUGUUUAUUAAGAAUUAACUAAGAAGCAGUUUUUCAUUUUCAUGGUUCUUAUACAGUGGUGUCAAGAACUGACAGACACUAGCCCUAAUACAAUGAAAAUUAAAUUUCGCCUUUGAUAUUGGUAAGUGCGAGCUAAUUCUGCCAUUUAAAGUUGUUUUUCCAAGUAUAUUCAGUUAUUUGCUCACAUAAUAUACAGACCUUUCAGAGUAAACUCAUUUAAAUGUUUCUGAGCAUUCAAAGAAUGUUACAGGAUUUCUAACUAGCAUGUACAGUACAACACUAGCUGGCCAGUCAGAUUGAAAAAAUCAGACUAAGGUGUUUUCUGUGUCCGCUAAUUCUGAUUUGCUGUUACAUUGAUUUACUUUUAUUAUUGUACCUAGAAAAGUCUAGAUGGUUUGAUUAAUAUUUAAGUUGAAAAUCUCAAGUGCAAGUUUUAUUUGCAAUUUGUUUUCCUUUUUUUUUUUUUUGGUAUUCAGCUGCUAUAUUUCUGGUACUCUUGAUGAUGACCAUAUAAACCAAACGCACACCUAUUUUGUCUACUGUCAUUUUUCUUCACUGAAUGAAUCACCACAACAAGCAGAACGCGAACUACUAAACAGAUUACUUUCAGUAAUCGUUAGUCUUGGAAAGAUAUUUUACAAAAGCUGAGAAUAUUUACUGUUUCAGGUGUAAGUAUUAUGAAUUUCUUUAAAAAAGUAUUAUCAAGAAUAUGAUUUUUGCCCUAAUAUCAAAGAUCUUACUAGAAAAAAAGAAAUUAUGAUCCAACGUGAAUUUUCUUGUUAAAAAAAUAUGAUUGUGCCUGGUAACGUGCAUGUAAAAUGGCUUGAAAUAGCAUUUUAGCUUAGCAUAAAGCUAACAAUUUACACAAGGUUUAUUUCUAUUUCUUCUGCUCCAAACUUACUUCUCUGUCUGCUCGUAUGAAUGUAACACAUCUAACAUAUAAAUGUAUUCCAUUUGAAAGGACUAAAUAUGAAAUCAAACAAAUGACAAUAAAAUGCAAAGUAAUCUCUUCAGUAAUCAAAAUACUUUUUGACUGUAACUGUAUUCUAAUUAUCAAUUAUUUAAACUGUAACUGUAGUGGAAUACAGUUAGUUAUAUUUUGUAUUUUAAAUACGUAAUCCCGUUGCAUGUAUUCUGUUACUCCACAACCCUUUAUAUAUAUAUAUAUAUAUAUAUAUGUAUGUAUAUAUACUAUAAUGGAUGCUUAUUUAUGAUCUAUUCCAUGUAUUUUUUUUUAUAAAAUUUAAAAGAUUGAAAUAAAACUAUUUUUCUCACCGGUA